UCCUGUUUUCACCUUCCUUUGGUUCAUUUGACCAAACCCAAUACCGUUCCUUCACAUGUAUUUACGAUUCCUUUCCUACGUCGCCCUCUUCACUUCCUUCGCAGCCGCUUUUCCGAUUGUUCCGACAACAUCUUCGGCAGAUACACCCUCCACCGUCCAUGUUGAUACAGCCACUUCUAUGAACGUCCUGAUCAGCAGUCUGGGCGAAUACUAUGAAACGGUCGUUGACCUGGUGAUGGAAAGCGUUACCGACGAUAUUCUCUCGGCCGCUCCGCACACGUCCAUGGCCAUUCACCAAUGUACACCUCAAGAAGAUUAUCCUUGUCGCGCUUCGCACCGUCCGUUUGUUCGCAAUCUGCAUGAUCAUCUCAACUUCAUGCGGAGCAAUCUUUUGGCUUCUGUCCAACCGCUUGUGGAAGCCAACCUUCCUUCGGUGGUGUCCGUUUCAUCCCUGGUAUCGGUGGAUGAAGUGGUUGAUGAUGAUACCGAUACCGAUAUCAAGCCUGUCUCUGCAAAGGAAAUGACCCAAUCGUUGCUGGCUUUGAAUCAUCGAAUGGCCAAACAGCUAAGCCUAAUUGUCAACGCGGAAGAAGCAUCCGAAAUUAUCAUUAAGCAAUCUCUUCCUAUCCGACGCUUCAACGGCCGUUCCAUCCGCAAGGCACGUAUCCGGUGGUACCAAGGUCAUAGCAACCAGAUCCAAAUCAAUAAAUCAUCGGUUGUAUACGAAGCCGACGCUGAACAACAAGAAUCCGAAACCGUCGAUGAAUCGGCCUAUUACUACCAUGCCCGUAGCCACACCACCAGAGAAGCGAAAGCCUUGACAGCAUGGCUUGCCACAUGGCUAAAGAGCGUCCAGGUGGACCUGUCACGGGAAUUUGAUCGACGAGUACAAGACGCAGUGCAUUCAUUAAUGGAAAGUUUUCUCAUCGAUGAAUAAGUCAAGCCUCGACACCUCUCUUUUUACUAUAUCUCUUUACUACUUCCAUUUUUCCUUAAAUCGCUCCACUUGUAUGAUAUCACUGCUGUCAUUUUAUUUUCCUACUCAUAAGGAAAAUAGAUCUUAUUACCCCCUUCAAACUUGAUGACACUCCUCCCACCUGUAGAUAAAACAAAAAGAGUACCUUGUUAUUUCCAUGUCCAACCCUAACACAUAAAUCAAUAUCACUUUAUACAAGAAAUACACAAGGCAUUCCAUCA
Radiomyces spectabilis is the source of this 1197-nucleotide messenger RNA. RefSeq lists its product as uncharacterized. The record is from RefSeq and is a predicted model, not a curated record. The coding region runs from base 56 to 937 and encodes 293 amino acids. The transcript is spliced from 2 exons. NCBI's taxonomy places the organism in Eukaryota, Fungi, Mucoromycota, Mucoromycetes, Mucorales, Radiomycetaceae.